AUGGAUCCGCGCCAGGCAAUGCAACCCGCUGCUUUCAUUUCCCACAGCAGGGUCAAGGCCGCCACAGUUGACGACCUGUUACACGUCGUUGCCAUUUCGCACUCCUGGCUGCAGGCAGACCAUCCAGAUCCGCGCGGGCACAACCUGCGCAACCUGGGCCGGGUUCUUCAGUUGAUGUCAAGAGAUCCUUCCCUCAGCAUUGAAUUUAGCGGUGUUUGGGCAGUGUUUAUGGAUUUCUGUUGCAUCCACCAGUGCUGCAGGGAUAGUGAUGGCGCUCCCCAGUUGCGGACAUUUCGCUGGCUCGACGAAUCACAGUGUUUCGCGGAAGGUGCGAUCGGACGUUUUGAGCGCGAAGAUGCACUCUUCAAGGAAGCCUUAGAAAGUUUGGGGAGUUUCUAUUCCCAUCGCGCCACGGUUGUAUUCAUGAUGACGAAGUUUCCAGCUGAUUACGACGACCCUGAAAAAUACACUAGAUCUGGCAACACGGAGACAUACUUUAACCGCGGUUGGUGUUAUUGCGAGUCUUCCUGGGCGAUGUUGACAAAGGGCUCCCACCACCUCGUGGACCUCGGCAAGCAGUCUGGAAAG
Messenger RNA from Prorocentrum cordatum, 588 nucleotides. Lineage: Eukaryota; Dinophyceae; Prorocentrales; Prorocentraceae. The record is from the annotation of a GenBank genome assembly.